Messenger RNA from Dermochelys coriacea (leatherback sea turtle), 3457 nucleotides. It is a transcript of the gene ALLC, whose product is annotated as allantoicase. The record is from RefSeq and is a predicted model, not a curated record. Gene Ontology annotation, molecular function: allantoicase activity. Gene Ontology annotation, biological process: allantoin catabolic process. Lineage: Eukaryota; Metazoa; Chordata; Testudines; Dermochelyidae.
AUGGCAGAGAGAGACGGGAUACAGUGGUCAGCACAGCGAUUAAGUCCCAAGAAGUGCAAAAGAGAAAAGAAAUCUUUGUUUGUGAAUCUAAAAUACAGGUGUGGGAGCCUUUCUCAAAGGGAUGGAAGCUGCCAGUGGAGAAGAAAGAUGGCUGCUCCUCAAGGAGAAAAACCUCAAGUUUUACCUGACUUACACCUGAAUGAUUUGGCAUGUGAAGCUGUAGGAGGAAAGGUUUUAUUUGCAACGGAUGACUUUUUUGCUCCUGCGGAGAAUUUCUUGAAGAAAAAGAGUCCAGUUUUUAAACCAGAUGGAUUGACUGAUUAUGGCAAGUGGAUGGAUGGAUGGGAGACAAGGAGGAAAAGGGCUCCAGGACAUGAUUGGUGUAUUAUCCAAUUGGGAGUACCAGGUAUUGUCCAUGGAUUUGAGGUAAACACAUCUUUCUUUGCUGGAAACUGUGCUCCUCAUAUAUCAAUUCAAGCAGCAUGUCUGACACAAGUGGAUUUACCAGAGUUUUGGCCAAGAGGGGACAGGAUAGGAACUGCAGCUUCAGAUAAAGAGUUAAAAGCUGUCAAGAAGAUGAAGUCAGAUGAAUGGACUCUUCUGGUUCCUAUGGAAGAGUUGAAACCAAGAUACCUUGAUACUAGCCGUAAUUAUUUUUCUGCCAGUUGUAAGAGAAAAUGGACUCGCAUAAGGCUCAAUAUCUAUCCAGAUGGUGGGAUUGCACGUUUCAAAGUGUAUGGUGUUGUGCAGAAAGACUGGUCAGCUUCUGGCCCAAAUGACUUGGUGGCAAUGGAGAAUGGGGGUAUUUGUGUUGGAUUUAGCAGUGCUCAAUUAGGCCACCCAAGAAAUAUUCUAGGGAUAGGAAGAGCAACAUCCAUGGAAGAUGGUUGGGAAACAGCAAGAAGACUGGACAGGCCACCAGUUUUAAAAGCUGAUGACAAAGGUAUCCUCCUUAUGCCAGGGAAUGAAUGGGCAGUUUUCUGGCUGGCACAUCCUUGUGUAAUAACUCACAUUGAAACAGACACUUAUCACUUUAAGGGUAACUUUCCAGUUACCUGCAAACUCGAGGCCUGUAUUCUGAACACACAAGAAGAAAAAGAUUGCAUAACCCAGAAAUGGAACCUUAAACAGGAUCCAAAAUGGAACCCUUUGCUUUCUGUUACAAAGCUUAAACCUAACAAGAGCCAUUUCUUCAAUGGUACUGCUCUGGAAAUGCAGGAUGUAAUCACUCAUGUGAGACUCCUUAUUGUUCCUGAUGGAGGUGUAAGUAGGCUGCGUCUCUGGGGUUUCCUACGGGCUCUAUUUUAUACAAGCAAAUGAACAAAGAGGAUUUUCUAAAAAAGGCUUUAAGGGUUAUAGAAUGGAUGUUCACUUUUUUCCGUAUUAUAUAAACUUGAAUAUAUUUGUUGAAUGGUAUACAUUCAUUCAACCAAGCAUGACUUUUUCCCAUCAAUAAUUCAAACAUAACAAUUCUGUAUGUCUCAUGGCUGUACAAUAAUACAAUGACUUCUCUACUUCUAGGAAUAUAAGGAAAGUAAUAUAUUUUUGCUGAAAUGUAUUUUUGGGGGAGAAUCAAUCAAUGAUUACACAGUGCACUCCUGGGUGAUCAUAGCUCCUCUUUGUGAGAAUCAAAAUUGAAGGCCAAAUUAUUUUAACCACUUUGUAAAGUCCACUAAUUACCCUAAAAUGCACUGCAUGUAGUGUCUUAGUGGUGAAAAGAAAUGGCAUUUUUAAAUAAAAAUAAAUUAGAAACAGGCUAUGCUUUAUUGUUAUGUCUGUCUUCCUUAUAAGCCAAUCAAAAAAAUCUACUUAUGUUCUACAGCUUUCUCUCAUGUUUACAGUUCCCAUAUAUAGCUAUUUCAUAAUUAUUCAUUAUAUUAUGUAUUCAUAAGCAUCUCUACAGCCUAUCCUUCUGAUAGUAGAAAGUGCUCUCAUGGAUUAUUUUGCCAAGAUUCCAAAUCCUAAGAAGAAAGACAGGUUGUAUCUCUCUGUCAACCUCAAGUGUGUCAAUAUAUUGGUGGAAUUUGGAAACGUAUUUCUUUAUGAAAACACACAGAAUGAUUUUAACCCUCCUUUGCUUUGCACUUUUUUGCUGUAAUCUAACACCCAAUUAUUGUCUGUUUCUCUACUAGCCUAUUCUUGAAAGUUAUGCUUAAAGAGUGCUGAAAGUUAUGCUUCUAAACCCAUAUUUAGCAAUCUAAAUCAGUGACCUGAUUUUCAAAAAUACUGAGCAUCCCGGAGUUCUCUUUGACAUUAGUGGGAGCUAUUGGGUGCUCAGCACUUUAAAAAAAAAAAAAAAAUCAGGUCAGUGCCUAAAUAUGGCUUCAGAAGCAUAACUCUAAGCACCUAGUUUUGUGACCCUGAGCCUAGAUUAUGCUGAAUGAGGAGAGGAAAAAAGUGCUUAGCAUGGGGCUGACUCCACAUGGCCUGGUGAGGCUUUUUGUGUGAUGGCACAUGAUCAUGAUAUACUGCAGAUAGGAAAAGGUGGCUCCACCUACUGCUUUCCUUUCCUUACUCUGGGCACACACCUGCCUUGUUCCCUAUGCACCUCUCAUUUGCACGAUGCCUUCUGGCAGGAAGUGGUGUGAUGGAGAUGGAGAGUAGCUGGGGCCAUGGGCAGGCAUCUUUAUGGGGGGUGAGUGUGGGUGGGUUUUUAAAAUUUUUGUACUCAAGCUUAUAUUGUAGUAAUUAAAAUGCCCCAUGAUAGAUAGAUAGAUAGAUAGAUAGAUAGAUAUAUAUGAAGGCACAUAUGGCAAACAAUUUUCUGGAAUUUUGCAUAAUAAUUAAAUGUAAAAUAGCAUUGUCUGUAACAAUUAUGGAGGCACUGGCAGUGAUUCUGUAGUUAAAGCUGAAUUGCCCAUGAAAUGGAGACUGCUUUUUCUUUAUAUGUAAGUAGUCUGUCACUGUGAAAUUUGACAUAAUGUAUAUUUUAUAUAGGGUCAAAACUGGGUAUUACAGAAUUGUAUCUGACUUUACUUGUUUCAUGCACUGUAUUUGAGAGCAUUCAAAAUAUGUUGUGGCAUAACAUAUAUUGUUUGUAAUCUAUGCUUUUGAUUUACACCUAAUUAAUAUUCCUGACAUCAUUAGUAUUAUGUUGUUUAUCACUCUUAUGAAGUGUUAGUGAAAAGUGCUUAUUCUGUAAUACUACAAUCUAUCUAAGGUAUUUUGUGAUCCGUAUCUUUAAUGUGUUUCUCCUCAUAACACCCUGCUGGGUAGGAAAAUGCAGUUAUCCCCAUUUUGCAGCUGGAGAAUGGAGGCACAGAGAGAUUAAAUACCUUGCUAAACGUCACACAAGAAACCUGUUGUAGAACAGGGGAUUGGACCCACAAGUGCCAGGCCAGCAUCCUCCCCCCUGGACCAUCCUUCCUCUCAUGAGUCAUCCAAUAUCUGUCAUGUCUUGUUCUAAGAAUGAAGCUUUUCUCCACUUUGUUUAUUAACCUUUAUAGCUUGCUUUGUA